AUUCAAAGCGCGAGGUCGGCUUUGUAGCCAUGAUAGCGAGAUUGCUCUUUCUCCUUUUCUGUGGACAUAUUGCACUAACCCUGGGAAAUGCUCAGAAAUUGCCAAGAGUGAAAAGACAGAGCCUUAAAGUUCAGAUCAAUGCAACAGAUGAUACUGUUUGCAUGAAGUAUCUUCGACCAAGUCAAAACACCAAACUUGAAGGUUUUGUCCUGGGUUAUGGAAGCAGCUUCUUUUCUAAUCAAUACAUUCCUCUACCUUCUGAAGGAAAAACAUACACAACAGAACUUGAUGCGGAGCCACGGUAUUUAAUUUCAGUAAGACCAGCACGCAACUCAAAUAACAAGAAAUCUUGCUCAGGUCGGAGCAAGACACAAAAGCCUCUGCAGCUGGUAGUCGGGACUCUGACCCCAACCUCUGUCUUCCUCUCUUGGGGCAUCUUAGUCAACCCUCAACAUGACUGGACAGCAACAAGUAACUGCGCUAGUGACAGGUUCUAUACAGUUCGCUACAGAGAAAAGGAUAAAGAGAAGAAAUGGGUUUUUCAGCUUUGCCCUGUUACAGAGACAGUGGUGGACAACUUGAAGCCAAACACACUUUAUGAAUUUGGAGUUAAAGACAACAUCGAGGAUAGUGUUUGGAGCAAGACUCUAAAUCACAAGACAGUUCUAUCUAAUAAAAAAGUAAACGGACAACUCCAGAAUAUGUACAAGUUGGUACCUAGUACCCAAACGCAGCUUACUCUAAGAGAUAAUAAGAAGUUAGUCCCUGUCACGAUAAUCAAACAAGUUAUUCAGAAUCGAACACUGUCAAAGACUUCAGAUAUUUCUUCUCUGCCAGGAGCAAUAUUAGUGCACCUUAUUGUUCCAGGUCUCAACGAAACUCAACAGAAACUUCCUUCUCCCCUGGCAAUAGACGACCUAUCUCAAGCAUCUAAGAAACAGAUUGCUAAGAAUGAAACGCAACCAUGGCCUGCUGAAUCCAAAACACCAGAAGUUCAAGAAAUCUCCCCACAGGCCCUGCCAGCUGAGACUGAGAAAUACAGUGGACCUGAGGAAUUUAAAUCAACACGUAAACCAGAAUUGACGCAAACUGAAAGCAUACUGGCUUCUAAUGAAAUACAGCCACAUCCUCCUGGAUCCAGAAUAUAUGAUGCUCCAAAAAGUCCACUGACAGAACUUGCUUCACAUGACUUUCUUCAUGUUACUUCUACUCCUCAAACUUUUGCAACUCCAGAAAUAUCAGACACUGCUAGAAGUACUACUGAAUUGGAAAUAUCCAUGCCUGUAACUACCACAGAACCUCAUUUCUUAGGAACAGCACUGGAUGAAAUGAAGCUUCUUUCUUCAAGACUGAAAACAUCUAGCUUGCCAGAAAUGCUACCCACCUCAGCUGGUAAUGAUAUCUCUCCUCACUUGUCACCUGACUUUCUUCAUGUUACUUCCACUUUCCAAACCUCUGCAUCUGCAGAAAUGUCAGAAACAGAGACUGCUGCUGAUGAAACACAGCCAGUUUCUUCGAGAUCCACAAUACCUGGUAUUCCAGAAAUGGCAACAACAAAAUCUGUAACAAGUGAAUCCAUUCUGGAAUCUUUCACACCUAAAAGUUCUCGUCCUUUUCAGUGGCCAAGGGCAACAUUAGUUCCAAAAGAAACACCACUUGCUCCUUCUAAACUGAAACCAUCUGUUACCCCAGAAGUACGACACGUGAAACCUGCCCCUAAGCCACCGCUUUUUGAGCAUAGCACACCUAAAACAUCUCAGACCAGUGAACAACCAAAAGCAACACUAGCUCCUAAAGAAGCAAAACCUAUACCUUCUACUUCCAAACCUACACCAUCUGCCAGAACCAAAAAACCACAAAUCAAACCUGUUCCCAGUAAAACUUCUCCUUCCAAACCUAAGUUGUUUCUGCACUCAGAAGAGCCUAUGACAAUACAGGCAGCACCCGUUCCCGUGUCGGUCACUACUGAGAAUCCGUAUACAUUUGAACAUCCAAAGACCUCAGAGGUUCCAGCUGAAACACAGUUCAUUCCUACCCAGACUAAAAUAUCCCCUCAGCCAGAACCAUACUCUAAGUCUGAUUUUUGCUGUACCAAUAGCAAUAUUCUAGUCCUUAGAUUGAUUGCUUACCUUAGAGUCUCGGAAUCCAUUGCAUUUAGAAUUGAAUCACCAGGGUCAACAAUAGCUCCGAAAGAGACUCACCAUAUUCCUUCUAAACCUAAAACUUCACCCAAACUUCAUAUCCCACAUGCCACAGGUGUCCUGGAAUCGGUAACAUUUAGAACUGAUGAACCAAAAACAACAAUAGUUCCAAAAGAAACGCACCAUGUUCCCUCCAAACCUAAAACUUCACCAAGCUCAGAGGUGCCACACACCAAACCUGUCCUGGAUCCAAUUAUGUUUAAAACCGAGAAACCAAAGUCAACAGUAGCUCCUAGAGACACACGUCGUGGCCCUUUCAAACCUAAAACAUCACCUACUCCACGCGUUCCUCCAACCAGAGCAAGUCCAAAAGAGAGUCGACGAGUGUCCCCCAAGCCUAAAGCAUCCCCAAGUCCAGAUAUAUCACAGACAAAACCUGCUCCUAAAGACCUGCCACAUACUCCCUUUAAACCUAAAGCAGCACCCAUCCCAGAUGCUUCAUAUACCAAGCCUGAAAUCAUUCCACCAUUCCAUGAGCCACUUACCACUAUGAUUCCUCAUAUUACUGAAAGAACAAAGGCAACACUGGCUCCAACCGAAAAACAGUUAAUUCCUAUCAAACCAAAAGCACCUCCCAAGCCAAGACUGCCACACAUCAAACCUGCGAUACAUCAAACAACCCCACAACCACUUAUUACAAAAUCUGCUACUACCACUGAGCAGACAAGGGCAACAAUGGCUCCAAAAGAAACACUGCUCAUUCCUUCUAAACCCAAAACAUCUGUCGGGCCAGAAGUACCACAGACUAAACCCGCUCCAAGGACGACACACCUGGGAUCAAUUAACCUUAUAACGGUUCAUGUUGUUGAUGGGUCCAAAAUGACUUUGGUGCCCAAUGAAACAUACCAGCUUUCACCGAGGCCCAAAAGUUCUCUUGUAACUGAGAUCCCCCAGUCGAAAACAGCACCACAUAAAACACGUCUCACUUCUGCAAGACCAAAGCCAUCUGAUAAAUCACAGACCAGGCCUGCUCUUACUAGAACCACACUAGCACCAGUUAGAACAAGAACUCCUGGACUGCCAAAAUGGAUUGCCCCAGCAACGGACAGAGAUGAUGUAUAUACACCUGAAGAUAUUGUCAAACUAAUUGGUGCGGAAAUAGAAAAACCUAUGGAACAUAGUGAUACUUGGGAAAAGACAUUCCCUGUAACUACAUCACCUGGCCCUCGCCGUCCUCCGGUACCCCCUGUCAGGCCCACGCAAAUGCGAAGAAAGCCUCUGCCUCCAAACACAGUGACUGGUAAACCAGGGAGCCCAGCUAAACAUGCUGGGCCAACAACAUUUGUGAAGACAGGAGUACCAUAUAAGACACCAACAGCUUCUGCAACUCCAGAUUAUUAUGUUGAUGCAACUGUCUUCAGCUCAAGUCCUACAUCAGAAACUGAUUCUUCGGGCAAGCCAAGAUACCAAGCCCCUCAUGUCAAGUACAUGAAGAAAGAUGAUGAUGUGCCUUGUUCUAUCACAAGCUCCCUUGAACAUUUCCCUCAAGAAGAAGGUGGCAGCAAGGAAGAAGCUACCCGUCCUCCACAAAACCCUCCAACCAACCUCACAGUGGUAACUGUCGAGGGCUGCCCAACUUUUGUCAUACUGGAUUGGGAAAAACCAGACAACGAUACUGUUACUGAGUAUGAAGUUGUGUCAACUGAAAAUGGAGCAAGUGAUGGUGAAAAGGAGCAAUCAAUUAUCACUACAAAUCAGACCCAUUCCACUGUGGAAAACCUAAAACCUGACACAAGUUAUGAGUUCCACGUGAAACCUAGAAAUCCUCUGGGAGAAGGCCCGAGCAGCAAUGUGGUGGCGUUCAAUACCGAAUCAGCGGACCCAAGAGUGAGCGAGCCAAUUUCAAUGGGAAAGGAUGCCAUCUGGACUGAAAUCCCAUUCAAUUCAGACACCUAUUCAGAAUGCAAAGGGAAGCAAUACGUAAAGAGGACUUGGUAUAAAAAGUUUGUAGGUGUGCAGCUGUGUAAUUCAUUGAGAUAUCAGAUAUACCUCAGCGACUCACUCACAGGACAAUUUUAUAAUAUCGGAGACCAGAGGGGCCAUGGAGAAGAUCACUGCCAAUUUGUAGACUCUUUCUUAGAUGGAAGGACAGGACAGCAAGACGAUCUGCCAGUCAAAGAUGGCUUCUUCAGGGCAGUUCGCCAAGAACCUGUCAAAUUUGGAAAAAUAGGUGGCGAGACUCACAUUAACUAUGUUCUCUGGUACGAGUGUGGCACAUCAAUACCCGGGAAAUGGUAGAGCUGAUGGGAACUUGGCAAAGAAAGAGGUCCAUCACUAUCCCCCCCUUCCGACUGCCCAAAGCGAGCUCAAAGGUGAAGAUGUUUAUGGUAUGCCUGUCAUUUAAAGAAUUUUGCUAAUGUGUAAUGGUUUAUACAAAUCUAAUGACAAUACUGCAUUAAUUGUUUAAUAGCAUAGGCUGCUUACUGUAGUUAUCCAGUUUUACAAAUUUGUUUUUUUAGGUUAAAACAAACAGGUUAAGGACAUGGUGUAGGAUAAUGUAUAGGGUAGCUGGCUCCCUAUUCUUGAGGUAUGGUCUAUAUGGUAUUUUAAAAGAUACGGUGUGUAUAUUAUUUAUCACAGUGUUGUAAUAAUUGUUUAAGGCACAGUUAUGGCAAAGUUGAUCAUGGAAUGCAAUGAUGUGUGUUAGUUUUAAAUAUUCACUGUUUUUUGUUAUAAUGUAAAGUGC
This is a messenger RNA of Tinamus guttatus (white-throated tinamou), 4887 nucleotides long. Lineage: Eukaryota; Metazoa; Chordata; Aves; Tinamiformes; Tinamidae. The record is from RefSeq and is a predicted model, not a curated record.